AUGGUUUACACGGAUAUUGACAUGCCUUUGAGAGGCUUCAUCGCCCUUGAUUGGACUCUGAUGACAGUGGCACUUGUCCCAAUUCUGAUCCGCAUCUCGAUGCGGACACGAAAUCGCGGCCUCAGCACGAUCGCAUCCAACAUCGCCGACAGCUUCCUUGUCCUCGCCUGGCUCUCGGGCUGCGUGCUCAUUUCCAUAAACACAUGGAAGAACAAUCUUCGCAUGCGAUACCUGCACGCUCCACCAGAAACACUAUACUAUGGCGUUCCGGAACCACUGUCAGGCCACCUCCUCUACGUCUCCUGGAUCAGCCUCUUUUUCAUCUACAUCAGCCUCUGGAGCGCGAAAGCUUGUUUACUAGCUUUCUAUUACAGUAUCUUUUCUCUACAGGGUAGAAGAGCCCGAGUUGGGCUUGCAACAGCUUGUGUUUUCACCGCGGCAACUUUCCUGCUGCACAUGUUCCUCAUAGCAUUCUGGUGCACGCCAAUAUCUUCAAACUGGUCUCCGCCUCCAGGCGAGCACUUAUGCUCUGCUGUGCACAGCAUGUCGAGCGUCACCAUAUCCACGUUCACUAAUAUUGCCACCGACAUCGUCAUCCUUAGCAUUCCCAUCAGCACGCUCCUCGCAACCAAGCUCAACCGCACACAGCGCGCCGGCCUCGCCUUUAUAUUCCUCAUGGGAAGCAUUUCCAUCCUCGCGGCGCUCGUGCGCUUCAUCUGCCUGAAGUUGGUGCAGUCUGUCCCACGGGCUAGCAUCACGCAUACCAUCGAUGUGUGGGCGCUGGUCGAGAUUGUCUCGUCGAUCCUGGCGGUGUGCUUGCCUUCACUAAGGACAUUCGUGAGGAAGCACGGAUUCAGCAGGCCGGAUGGGGCAAUUAGGCUAGUUAGCAAUUCGUCGUCGAGACAGGAGCACUCAAUGAACAAGAGUCUCACGAGGGUUGAUAGUGCGAAGAGUGUGCCUAUGCCAGUUGUGGAGGCCUGGUAUGACAGAAACGAAGAAAGGUACUUUGUGAUACGACCGGAGCAAGCGAAGAUUGAGUCACAGGUCUGA
Paraphaeosphaeria sporulosa is the source of this 1050-nucleotide messenger RNA. RefSeq lists its product as uncharacterized. The transcript has 2 exons. The record is from RefSeq and is a predicted model, not a curated record. The coding region runs from base 1 to 1050 and encodes 349 amino acids. NCBI's taxonomy places the organism in Eukaryota, Fungi, Ascomycota, Dothideomycetes, Pleosporales, Didymosphaeriaceae.